Molecule: messenger RNA, 5335 nt
Organism: Rhineura floridana
Lineage: Eukaryota; Metazoa; Chordata; Lepidosauria; Squamata; Rhineuridae
Gene: ABCC3
Product: ATP binding cassette subfamily C member 3
Exons: 31
Coding region: 187-5058 (1623 amino acids)
Biological process (GO): transmembrane transport
Cellular component (GO): membrane
Molecular function (GO): ATP hydrolysis activity; ABC-type transporter activity; ATP binding
Source: RefSeq, a predicted model, not a curated record
CGCCGUGGCCCAGCGCUAACUGCACCACUGCGGAGAGGGGCAGAAGGUGGUAUUGCCGUGUCAUAUGGCACAGAGUAGCGUCCCUACCAGCCAGCCAAAGGGGCCCAAGUCUCCUAACAACUAGCAGCUCAGCGGAAGGGCUUCAGUGGGCUCUCCUGAUGCGCCGAGGCCUCGAUCACAGCCCAAAUGCGGGCCCUGUCGAAGCUUGCCUGUAGAAAAGGAAGUUUAAGAUCGCAGCAGGAAAAGACCCCCAGCCCCAAUCAUUCUCGGCUCAGUCUGGCGUCUGCGCUGCCUGGGCGAGCCCUUCCCCGCCCACCGCACCGUGAGAGGCAAACAUCCGCCCUAACGUGGCGGAAGGGAAGCGAAGGCGAGCCAGGCGCAGCCGGCACUGCAGAAGAACCAGAAGCAUUGGAGAGAAGAGUCAAUCGCCAGGCUGCUCCUGAAGACUGGCCCGCCGCUGCUGAGAUCGGAGCCAUGGACGCUUUCUGCGGUUCUCCUUUCUGGGAUCCCAACCUUACACUCCACACUGACAACCCGGACCUAACCCUGUGUUUCCAGAUUACUGUCCUGGCGUGGAUACCAUGCUUCUAUCUUUGGUGUAUCUUGCCAUUUUACCUCCUUUAUCUAAAAUGCAACAAUCGAGGAUACAUUAUACUGUCUGUGCUGAGCAGGUUUAAAACGGUCUUUGCUUUCGUGCUUUGGUGUGUUUGCUGGGCUAAUCUCUUCUAUGCUUUCCAUGGAAUUGUUCAAACCAGAACACCACCGCCUGUAUAUUUCGUAACACCGUUAAUUGUUGGCAUCACAAUGUUGUUAGCCAUGUUGCUCAUCCAGUAUGAGAGGCUUCAUGGAGUCCAGUCGUCAGGGAUUCUCAUCAUCUUCUGGUUCUUGUGUGUGUUAUGUGCUGUGAGUCCUUUGCGGUCCAAGAUCAUUGGUACUUCAGCUCAGAACCAGAUGGAAGACAGAUUUCGGAUUAUCACAUUUUAUGUCUACUUUGCACUGAUCCUCAUAGAGUUGGUUCUUUCGUGUCUUAAAGAAAAGCCUCCAUUUUUCUCUCCAGUGAAUUUAGAUCUGAAUCCUUGUCCAGAAUUAAAUUCUGGGUUUCUUUCAAAGAUGACGUUUUGGUGGUUCACUAGUAUGGCAAUCCAGGGAUAUAAGAGGCCUCUUGAAGAUAAAGAUUUAUGGUCUCUGAAUCCAGACGAUAAAUCUGAAGUGGUAGUACAGAAGCUCCAGAAAGAGUGGGAUAAACAAAAACAAAAAGGGGAACUGAAAAAACAUGUAUCUUACACAAAAAGUUCUAAUCAAAUGACGAACCAUGUUGGUGAUGCCCUAGAGGAAACUGAAAUCCUGAUUAGUAGUAACUUAAAACAGAAAGAACCAUAUUUUCUCAAAGCCUUACUCAGGACAUUUGGACCAUACUUCUUAAUUGGCUCCUUCUACAAACUGAUGCAAGAUCUGUUAUCUUUCGUCAACCCCCAGCUGUUAAGCAUGUUAAUUGGCUUCGUUAAGAAUAAAAGUGCUCCGUUAUGGUGGGGCUAUCUGAUUGCGGCUUUGAUGUUUUUCUGUGCCGUGCUGCAGACGAUAAUCCUUCACCAGCAUUUCCAGUACUGUUUUGUUACUGGGAUGAGACUGAGAUCCGGCAUCAUAGGGAUGAUCUACAGAAAGUCUUUAAUUAUCACCAACUCAGCAAAGCGUUCUUCCACUGUUGGAGAAAUUGUCAACCUGAUGUCAGUAGAUGCCCAGAGAUUCAUGGACCUGACUACCUUCCUAAACAUGUUGUGGUCUGCACCGCUCCAGAUAGUCCUUGCCUUAUACUUUCUCUGGCAGGCUUUAGGACCUUCUGUGCUGGCAGGAGUUGCUGUGAUGGUCUUACUUAUCCCAUUUAAUGCUGUGAUUGCUAUGAAAACCAGAGCACUCCAAGUGAAACAGAUGCUCUACAAAGAUUCCCGUAUCAAGUUAAUGAAUGAAAUUUUAAAUGGCAUAAAAGUACUUAAGCUCUAUGCUUGGGAACCAUCCUUUGCAGAAAAAGUUCGGGAGAUACGGGAGAAUGAACUUAAUGUUUUGAAGAAAGCAGCCUAUCUAAAUUCUUUGUCAACAUUUGCAUGGGUCAGCGCACCGUUUCUGGUUGCCUUGACCACCUUUGCUGUUUAUGUCACUGUGGAUGAAAAUAAUAUCCUUGAUGCAGAGAAAGCCUUUGUGUCUCUCUCCCUUUUUAAUCUGCUAAGGUUCCCACUCACCAUGCUCCCCCAGGUCAUUAGCAACAUUGUACAGACAAGCGUUUCACUGAAGAGGAUUCAGCACUUCUUGUUGCAUGAUGAACUUGAUCCAAGCUGCGUGGAAACCAACUUAAUUACUCCAGGGUAUGUUGUUACUGUAAGAAAUGGAACAUUCAGCUGGGCGAAGGAUCUUGAGCCAGCUCUGAAAGACAUAAAUUGGUUGGUCCCUAGUGGUUCAUUGGUGGCUGUGGUUGGUCAUGUUGGCUGUGGGAAGUCAUCCCUGAUGUCUGCUCUUCUUGGCGAAAUGGAAAAGCUCCAUGGGGAGGUGGCUGUGAAGGGUUCAGUUGCUUAUGUUCCCCAACUAGCCUGGAUCCAGAAUGCCACCUUGAAAGAUAACAUCUUGUUUGGCCACCUCCAUAAUGAACAGAAAUACCAAACUGUUUUAGAGGCGUGUGCCUUGAAACAAGAUCUUGAGAUGCUUCCUGGGGGAGAUCAGACUGAGAUAGGCGAGAAGGGUAUCAAUCUCUCAGGUGGCCAGCGGCAACGAGUGAGUCUUGCCCGUGCUGUUUUCAGUGAUGCUGAUGUUUAUUUGCUAGAUGACCCUCUUUCAGCUGUGGAUUCCCAUGUGGCCAAACACAUCUUUGACAAAGUUAUUGGACCAGAAGGAAUGCUUAAAGGAAAAACUCGAAUUUUGGUGACCCACAGCAUCAAUUUCUUGCCUCAGAUGGACAGCAUUGUUGUAAUUGUAGAUGGUAAAAUCUCUGAAAUGGGAUCCUACCAAGAGCUUUUGCAACAAAACAGGUCUUUUGCAGAAUUUCUCCGCAAUUAUGCAUUUGAUGAAGACAUAGAAGAAAAUGAGCCUACAAUGGAAGAUGAGGAGGUCCUGCUUGCUGAAGAUACCCUCAGCAACCACACAGAUCUGGCAGAUAAUGAACCAGUGACAAAUGAAGUCCGAAAGCAGUUCCUAAGACAACUCAGUGUAAUAUCUUCAGAUGGAGAGUGCCCUAGUAAAAUGUCAAUGAAACGAAGAGUAUGUGAUAAGAAAUCAUCUGAGCUUCCUCUACCCAAAAAGGGUCCUUCUGAGAAACUCAUUGAGGCAGAGACCACUGAAACAGGCACGGUCAAACUGACUGUUUUCUGGCAAUACAUGAAGGCUAUUGGCCCCCUUAUUUCUUUAUUUAUAUGUUUCCUGUACUGCUGUCAAAAUGCUGCUGCGGUUGGGGCCAAUGUAUGGCUCAGUGACUGGACCAACGAACCAGUAAUAAACGGCACUCAGCACAACGUGAACAUGCGAGUCGGAGUCUAUGCCGCCCUGGGUUUCUUGCAAGGGCUUCUUGUGCUGAUCUCCUCCUUUACCCUGGCAAUGGGUGGCAUCAGAGCAGCUCGUGCCCUCCACACAGCAUUGCUGGAGAACAAACUCCAUACUCCACAGUCUUUCUAUGACACAACUCCAACUGGCCGAAUCAUCAACCGCUUCUCUAAAGACAUCUACGUAAUUGAUGAAGUGAUACCGCCAACUAUCCUGAUGUUCCUAGGAACCUUUUUCGUUUCUUUAUCAACAAUGAUUGUGAUCAUGGCAAGCACCCCUCUCUUUGCUGUGGUUAUAGUACCUCUAGCAAUCCUGUACUUCUUUGCCCAGCGGUUCUAUGUAGCUACCUCUCGCCAAUUAAAGAGGCUGGAAUCUGUCAGCAGAUCCCCCAUAUAUUCCCAUUUUUCAGAAACUGUCACAGGAGCAAGCAUCAUCCGAGCUUAUAAAAGAGAGAAGUCUUUUGUUUGCCUCAGUGACACAAAGGUGAAUGACAACCAGAAAAGUUACUAUCCUGGAAUUGUAUCCAACAGGUGGCUGGGAGUUAGAGUUGAAUUUGUAGGGAACUGCGUCGUAUUUUUUGCAGCCCUUUUUGCUGUGUUAAGUAAAAACAAUCUGAGCGCUGGCCUGGUUGGACUUUCCGUGUCCUAUGCAUUGCAGGUGACGAUGUCUCUGAACUGGAUGGUACGAAUGACAUCUGACCUGGAAAGCAAUAUUGUGGCUGUAGAAAGAGUGAAGGAAUAUUCUGAGACUAAAACUGAGGCUCCCUGGAUAAUUCAAGACAAAAGACCACCAGAAGACUGGCCCACCCAGGGAGAAGUGCAGUUUACAAACUAUUCUGUCAGGUAUAGGAAAGGCUUGGACUUGGUGCUGAAAGACCUCAGCCUGAAUGUGAAAGGUGGAGAAAAGAUUGGGAUUGUUGGAAGAACUGGUGCUGGCAAGUCCUCUAUGACCCUCUGCCUCUUCAGGAUCCUAGAAGCUGUGGAGGGGGAAAUCAAGAUUGAUGGGAUGAGAAUCUCAGAGAUUGGCCUUCAUGAUUUACGAUCCAAGCUGACUAUUAUUCCUCAGGACCCUGUUCUUUUUUCUGGAACACUCCGAAUGAAUUUGGAUCCAUUUAAUAAAUAUUCUGAGGAAGAAAUAUGGAAAGCUCUUGAACUGUCCCAUUUGAAGAGGUUUGUCAGCAGCCAGCCAGCUAUGCUGGAUUACGAAUGCUCAGAAGGAGGAGAAAAUCUUAGUGUUGGCCAAAGGCAGCUUGUUUGCUUGGCAAGAGCUCUCCUCCGCAAAACCAGGAUUCUGGUUCUGGAUGAAGCUACUGCAGCAAUCGACCUUGAGACAGAUGAUCUCAUUCAGAUGACAAUAAGAACCCAAUUUGAAGAUUGUACUGUGCUAACAAUAGCACACAGGCUAAAUACAAUUAUGGAUUAUACCAGAGUCCUUGUUCUAGAAAAAGGAGCAAUUGCUGAAUUUGACACACCUUCAACACUCAUAGCAUCCAGAGGGCUUUUCUAUGGUAUGGCCAAAGAUGCUGGAUUGGCAUAACAGGACAGCUGAUAUACAACAUCAAAGGACUAGUUACUGGGAUUCUUUUUUAAACCUGAAUGUACUGUACUUUUCCAAACAGCAUUUUUGCUAUGCAGGAGCAAAAUAUUUCAUACGUCUGAGAAUCAGAAAUUUAAUUUUAUAUUUUUAAACAUAUUUUCUACAUACAGAUGUAUUUUUUUUACCUGACAAACAUCUUGCUAAAAUGGAUGUGUGUGUAUGCAUAGCACUUAACUGUAUUUUUAUUAUUUAGUAAAUUACAGCUAGUAAAGCAAUA